AUGGCCGCAAUUAACCUCCCCAUCAUCGACGUCUCGAAUCCCCACGACCCCUCCGUGGGAAAGGCCAUGCUCGAUGCAGCAGCCAAAUACGGCUUUUUGUAUGUGGCCAGCCAAAGCACUGAUUUUAGUGCCGAGGACGUGGAAAGGGCAUUUGGAUUGUCGAAAGAGUUCUUUGCAUCUCCGGUUGAUGAGAAGGCUGCCUGUCGGAUUACGCCCAACAAUCGAGGAUGGUCCGGAAUGCAUGUCGAGACACUCGAUCCUGAGCAUCAACGGACCGGUGAUUUCAAAGAAGGCAUGAACUUUGGCGAAUUCACCGGCGGCAAAGCCCAACAACUCCUUCCCCCUUCGUUAUCCCCCCACGAAGCCACCCUCUCCAACUUCUCCAUCCUCUGCCGCAAAACCUGUGAUCGAAUCCUAACUCUCCUAGCCCUGGGCCUCCAGGUCCACCCUGACUUCUUCACAACCCGCCACGACCCCAUCCACGGCCCCUCAGGCAGCAUCCUCCGCUUCCUGUACUACCCCUCCCUCACAUCCCCGGCAACAGCAUCCUACAAGCACGACGAGGAUGUGCGUGCGGGUGCGCACUCAGAUUAUGGCAGUAUUACACUGCUGUUCCAGCGGCCGGGACAGCCGGGGUUGGAGAUACUCACGCCGGAGGGGGAGUGGGCAGGUGUUCCUGUUGAGCCUAAUCAAUCGUCCCAGGGUCAAGAGCAGGGGCAGGGUAAAGAUGGGAGAUUCGCGUUCCCGCCCAUCCUGGUGAAUAUCGGGGACUUGCUUAGUUAUUGGACAGACGGGUUGCUGAAGUCGACUGUCCACCGGGUCGUUUUCCCCCUGUCAGAGCAGCGGGCUGAGAAUCUGCAGGAUCGGUAUAGUAUCGUUUACUUUUGCCACCCAGUUAACACGACGGAACUCGUCCCCGUACCGAGUAAGAUUGUCGACUCUCAUCGCAAGGAGCGCAAGGAGAGUCAAGGUGACAAGGUUGGGUUCGGGGGAGGAGCGGGUUACUUGGUCCCUGGGAAACGGGCGUUGACGGCGAGCGAGCAUUUGCAGGCGCGGUUAGCCGCGACGUAUACUUAUUAG
Molecule: messenger RNA, 1080 nt
Organism: Aspergillus chevalieri
Lineage: Eukaryota; Fungi; Ascomycota; Eurotiomycetes; Eurotiales; Aspergillaceae
Product: putative oxidoreductase, 2OG-Fe(II) oxygenase family
Exons: 5
Coding region: 1-1080 (359 amino acids)
Source: RefSeq, a predicted model, not a curated record